Messenger RNA from Rhea pennata, 8438 nucleotides. Its product is annotated as actin-like protein 7A. Gene Ontology annotation, cellular component: nucleus; cytoplasm. The transcript has a single exon. Lineage: Eukaryota; Metazoa; Chordata; Aves; Rheiformes; Rheidae. The record is from RefSeq and is a predicted model, not a curated record. The coding region runs from base 1171 to 2472 and encodes 433 amino acids.
GGUAGAGUAACUUACUUCAAUUCAAGCUUAGAUGCUUUUUAUACUCAACUUUACCCUACAGAAGAGGAAGAAACAACCUGUGAUUGGGCAGGUUUUUCUCUUGAUGUCUCUGCCUGCCACUGAAGUGUCUCUUGAGUGAUGCUGUAACAGAGAUUGGCGUGGCUGACAGCAAAACCAUCAUGGGAACAUAGGGAAAGUGUUCUGGAAACAGCAUAAAGUAGAGCAUCCCCAAAACACUGACAUGGCCCUGCUCAAGGCCUAAUUCCUUCAUGCACAAAAAUGUACAUACUUCUGUGUGUGUGUUAUAUAUAUUUAUAUAUAUGUAUGUGUAUACGUGUGUGUAUACACACACACACACAAACACACACACACACAAAAUGCAAGGACUAGCUUUGCUGCCCCCCCCUACUGUAAUGCAUUAUCAAGGUUUACUGAGUGGAUAUGUUGAGCUUGAUAAAGAAACUAGCAUGACCUAAUGCUUUUGUAUUUUCUCCAUGUCCAGGCUUUGAUGAGCCUCUUAUUUGACUACUGUCAUGAUGUGACCUUCCGGAUAGGCAGCAGAUCACUGGUAGCAAAAAUCUGUCUCUGGGUUCAGAAUCAGUGUGGGGCUCAGUCCUGCUAAGUCCUCCUUAACUUCUUAAGUAAGAUGCCAUUUGGGUGAAAUUGCUUUCAGCACAAGAGCACCUAGCGCUCUUGCUGUGUAAGAAAGUUUGUCAUAUUAUUCUGGGGGAGUGGGAAGACAGGGGUUCACUUGUCCCCAGAGGUCAAGUAGUUUAAUGCUUAGCAACAGGAACUAUUCUGGGUUAACAGCAAAUGUAAACAGUGCAGGCUCUGGCCUUCCUCAGAUGGUAGAGAGACAAGCCAGAGGAAAAUUGAUGCUGCUUCACAGUUGUACACUUUGUUUAUGCACCAGCCCCAUGGAGCAUGGGUUCUCUGCAGCACCACAGAACAGGUGUGAUGUCUUUCAAUACCCCUCAGAGCAAGUCAAAGCAUAAACACCUGCAGCCCAUCUGUACAGAAAGCAGUGCUCAGCUCUCUGAAAGUCUGUGCUGUCACAAACUGGCAUGCAGAACAGCAGCUUCUGCGACCCCUCUGCUGCCUGAGGGGUGAGCUUGUGUCUGAUGUCAGAAAUCUGUGACAUCAACAGCAGCACAUCAGCAGCCUCCAGUGAUGUCACGGCCACUUGCUUUGGACCCAGGUGGGAUGGUGGAAGGGCAGUGCAGAGAAGCAUGUCCACCACUAGCUCUAAGACAACAACAGCUGUACAGGGAAAGUCUGCAAGAAAGGCAGCAGCAGCCACAACCCAUUCAAAGCCUGAAGGGGAGUCACGCUUCAAUGGCAAAGGGAAGCCUCAAGGCAGUGAGGGAAACUAGAGCCAUAAUCAUAGACAUUGGCACAGGUUACUCGAAGUGUGGCUUUGCAGGGGACCUCUGGCCUUCCCACGUAAUUUCAUCAACAGUUGGCAAGCCCAUACAAGAGCCUGCUAAGACUAGGGACAAGCAAAAAGAAACCUUUGUUGGCAGAGUGCUUCAGAACAUCAGUGUGCCUUUAGAGCUUAUCAACCCAUUAAGAAAUGGUAUAGUGGUGGACUGGAACUGUGUCCAAGAUAUGUGGGAGUAUAUUUUCCACACAGAGAUGAAGAUUCAACCAGAGGAUCAUGCUGUUCUGGUGUCAGACCCUCCCCUGAGUCCCACCACUAACAGGGAGAAAUACGCUGAAAUGAUGUUUGAAGGAUUUUGCAUACCUGCCAUUCACAUUGCCUACCAGUCCCGGUUAUCCAUGUACUCUUACGGAAGAACCUCAGCUCUUGUCGUGGAGAGUGGCCAUGGUGUUUCAUAUGUAGUUCCUAUCUAUGAAGGUUAUGUCAUGUCUAGUAUCACUGGGAUGGUAGAUUAUGCUGGUUUAGACAUCACAUGUUAUCUCAUGAAGCUAUUAAAUGAGUCUGGAAACACAUUCACAGAAGAUCAGCUAAGUAUAGUAGAAGAUAUUAAAGAAAAAUGUUGUUACACCUCUCUAGACCUUGAGCAGGACUUGAGUUUGCCUCUUCAGAAACAACAACUUGAUUACAAACUGCUAGAUGGCAAUCUCAUCACCAUAGGCAAGGAGAGGUUCCUGUGUGCAGAAGCACUCUUCAACCCAGCCUUACUUUGCUCGCAGGAGCCGGGACUUUUGCAGCUGACAAUGACCUGUCUCAAGAAGUGUGAUGCUGCCCUCAUGAGAAUAUUGGUGGGGAACAUGUUGCUGUGUGGGGGCAGUACUAUGAUGGCUGGUUUUGCUGCCCGCUUCCAGAGUGAACUGAGCUGGAUGUGCCCAAAUGACCACUUCACCAUUGCUGCAUCCCCUCAGAGGAAGUCUUCUGUCUGGAUUGGUGGGUCUAUUUUGGCCUCACUCCAAUCCUUCCAGCAACUCUGGAUUUACAAGAGGGAAUAUGAAGAAUACGGUCCUUCCUGCAUUUUUAACAAGUGUUUCUGAGGAUGACGGUGGGUGAGUACAUCCUCCGGAAGACCAGUGCUGACAAAGGGUUCCUUAAUCAAACCAAGAACAUCUCCCUUGACUAUUAUUAAAGUACAUUAAGAGACCUCUGCUGCAGCUAUAUUGUGCUCACAAUAUUGUGUCUGGAAUCUUUUGUGUUUGAUGAACCUCGACAGCACAUAGCAGGGGGACAGAUUUCACUCUUCUCAUGCUAAUCAGGCUUCCAUACAGCUGUACCUGCUCAGGAAUUAGGGCAUUUCUUAAGCUAAAUGCAUGAUUUUGCAUUAGUGGCUUAUCUGAAUUACUGUUAACAACAGCAGUUGGCAAAAGCUUCUGCAGAACUUAAAAAGCAAAUUCAAUGUCUCUGUCAAGACACCAACUAAUGCAGAGCAUAUUUCAAGGUAAAAUGUACCUCUGGGAAAGCCAAAGAGCAGCCUAGUAGAAGUCAUGUGAAAGUAAACUGGUUGCUGUUGAAGCAGAGUCUAUGGUCCAGUAACUGGAAAAGUAGGAAGCAGGAGUCAGGACUACCCCACUGCAGGCUCUCUGUGACCCAUGAAAAAGCCCCAACAAUGGAAGAAGGCUCAAGAUGCCCAUGAAGCUCAGGGAAGACUGUAAGGAGUGACUGCCUACAGCUGUUGCAAAGAAAGCUGAAUUUAUCUCAACACAAAGGGGACCAGAGGUGGCCGUUGUCUUAGAUGAACAACAGUACAGUCAGUUGAUCCAUUCAACCAGUAUCACAGUUGAGUGGGUCAGCCAGUUGUGUAAAUUUUUUCUGACUUACUCAAAAGAAUGUGAAUAUCUUCCUGAGUUUGCCAGACCAGCAUGGAGUGGGAGUAGGUGACUUCGAACUACACAGAGUAUAAAAACUGAAGUAAUUAACAAAAGAUUUUUGAAAAUAGCAAUGGACUUGAACUAGUUUCAACCCAUGUAUUUCCUCCUAGGGACUGGAGGUGCCCAGCACUGUGACAGUGAACAUAUUACAGAGAUCAGUAAUCAUAGAAUCACACUUACAUUAUGACUCAACUGUAUACUUCAAAUGCUACAUUCUGCUAAGUAUGACUUAAACUUGCAUGAUUUCAGUAUAUUGCUGUAUCACUCUGCUCAAUACAAAUCCCAUGUAACAUAAAGUAUCUUCAAAUAAGUAAAUCUGAUGUUGAGCAUUAUACCCUUUGUAUGUGGAAUACAUAAAAGCAGCUGCUCAAGGAGCAUUGGACUCUGAUACUUACUGCCACUAGGUGCAGGUUCCAGCUCUACUGCUCAUUUGCCAAAGUUCACUCACAACAGAGGGAGUUGGGAGGAGACAAUGGAUUUCACAGAUGAAUUACAAGGUGAAUGAUUCAGAAGACUGAUCUUCUAUUGGGAAGGCAAAAGAUUUCAACUGAUUUAUCUUUGAUAGGAGAAGAGCACAGCCCAUCCAAGAUCAGAGGCUCUUCCCCUUUGAUCAUCAUUGCAAUGGAGAUGCAGAAGAAGCAAGACCUACACGUUACAGGAAAUGGAGUGUUUUGGUAUAAGCAUAAAGUCCCACAAAGCAUCACAAAGCCUGCAGCAGUUUUACUAUUUCUUGGAUUCUUUUAAAGUCUGAAUUCCUUUCUAGAAAAUAGGCAGUACAAGACCUGAGCAUUUCCUUGCAACAGAUAUAGGAGUGUCAGGAAUUAGGAAUGCCAUUGUCAUAUCCCAAUUGGAAGGUCAGAGCCAGAGCCUGGGAAAGAAAGCAGACUCUGCCACUCCUUUCAUUAGAUCUCAAGAGAUGGUUUCCACUUUGACCUAAAGGAAAGGUGCUGUUACCAUUCUGAGGACUCAGAUACAGUAAAAUACUCAGGCCUGUGCAGCAAUUCUUGUGUUUUGCUAUCUCAAGGCUUUAUUCUUGGAAAACUUCUCCAUUUUAACCAUAGUACUUGACAACAGGUGUAAGCCAUCCCCACAGCAUGUAGAGUAGGCUGUCUAAGUCAUACUGGGAAAUAAGAUCACUUCUGUGUUUCAGGCAGCACUGAAAAUGGAUGGUUUUACCAUUUCACCCCAACAAUCCCAAGGCAGCACAGCAGCUACAGUGCAGGCCCCUGUGGCCAUCUCAGCACUACUGAUGGGCAACAGUCACCCCAUGCAUGUAGUUCUUCCACCAAGAAAACAAUGCUCUGGCAGUAUUAUACACAUGCAUAAUGCCAUGCAGUAACAACAUCUCAUGCUGUGCACAUUACAGCUACCUGAAACAGACAGGAAGUAGCUCACUGUGCUACAUUCCUCCACAGUGCCUAACUGAAGAAACUUGCAUUGAAUGCAAAUACUGCCAGGCCAAAAUUCUCUCUCAUGAAUGCAGGCUGAGGCCCCUGAAAGAGUUUCAGCUCCAGAACUUGUCCCCUUACUUCUUACUAGAAGCAUUCUGGGGUAAAAACUAGUUCUCAGGCAUGAAGUCAAAUCAUUUUGCAGGAGAAACAAUUCCCUAAUAGCUCACAGUGCAGUCAGGGUACAGCUACUGAGCUGCUGGUGCUACUGGGCAACAUUAGCUGUAUUUGACUUUAAAGCAAAUUUAUCUGGGUAGUGUUACCUAGCAGUAACCAAAACCCCUCCCCUCCCUUUAUUCAUGUUGCUAUGUACCCAAGAUCUUCCUAGUGCAAGUAUCACCAUUUUCAAUGCAGUAGCUGCUGUUGGUACAGCAAGAUUCGCUCUGAUCUAACAAAGUGAUUUUGGUGAAAAUCUUCUGUUGCCAACAUCCAAUUUCAAGAGAUAACUCAGAUAAGCAGACACAGUGUUCAUUUGUAUAGCCACAACAGCAAUUCAAAUUAAUACAGGUUUACUGCCGAGUUCCUUAAGCCAUUAAAAUGUGACCUGUCCUCAUGGCAAGUACCACCUGCAGGAGGGAGCGAUGGUAGAUAAAAUAACUCAGAUGGCAAUGGUAGAGCUCCUUCAGCCAGAAGGGAGGAAGCAGAAGGUGGUGGCAGAUGCUGGAUACAAGCAACAGCAUUUAGAGCUGCACAUCCUGUUAUUCACCAGCCUGACAAUGAUCUGUGCAGUGAUCUGUCCUUGUUAGCAAGAUGUUAUGUGGGUCACAGUUAAAUCAGCUGGCAUGGCCCUAAGAAGAGUGCAUCAUGAAGGCCAGGACAAAUGGUUUCUGUAAAGAUGUAAUGAAAUUAAAUGAAAAGCUAUAGUUCAGAGUCCACUGGAAAUCCUUGGCUUUUAAUUACUGGAGAAGAUGCAGUUUCCACUGGAGAUUUUUAUUGAGUUUUGGUGGGAUAAGUAAUUCUGGAUCUGAAAGGCAAAUGGGACAAGAGUGAGCACAGAGAGUAACAGUGAUAUGGCUUCUUCAGGAGCUACCCAUUAGCUAGUUUUGCCCUCUACUCUCCUUUACAUCUAAGGAAGCUGAGAAGUCUCAGACACAAAGCGUUUCUCUUUAGCCACAUAUCACCAGCUUGCAAUGAAGAAUGGUCCUGUAAACAGGACUGUUUACAGAAAUCAUUCUCUGUGGCCUCCAGUCAUGUAGUCAUGUUAAACUCAUGACUUUUAGGUUCAGAAGACUCAAAAAAUUUGUCACAAACCAUCCAGAUCAAAAGAUUUUGUUUUGUCAUUUAAUGUUACUUUAAUUCUGUAAUAAGGCCAAGGAACAAUUUCUAUUAGAUGAGCUAUUAAAGCCCCUUAAAAAAAAAAAAAAAAAAAAAAAAGAAAGAAAAGAAAAGAAAAAAAGAAAUCCGUGUGUUUCCUUCCACUUGGCUUGCCUGCACUUUCCCCCUUAUGUGAGGGUUUCUGAUCUUCUUGACCAUUCCAUUUUACCUUUCCUUAUGCAGGAGGAGCAUUUUUUUAGACCACCAACCCAGAGUACUCAGCCUAGAAGCUCAGACUGGGUCUUACAGAUUUGUCAGUCAGCUGUUCUCUAGGCCAAAGCAAAUCAGAUCCCAGACCAAUCCCCUCUCCAUGAACUGAUAUCAUUCAGAAUGAUAAGGCAACAACCAAUGGCAGCAGGCAGAACCUAGUUCAUUCGCCACUAGCUGGGACAUCUCUGCUGUGCUAUCACAUACAACAGCCAGUUGGCUCUGAAGUGUGAGUAAGAUGCACAGGGUUUUCUCUCUUUGAAGCCAGCCCACACAAGUAGUGAUGGAGGGGCUGCAUCUAGUGGCUUGUUACAGGAUUUCCUCUCAAUGGGGUUCUCUAGGACUAGUGGGGAAGUUGGAAGAUGGAAGAGAGAUGGGUGCUGCUGCAGCUGUCCUACAUUUGCAUUAGUUGCAAGGGCUCCAACAUGGCAAAGCAUCAUAGCCUGAUUAGGUCAACAGCCUAGCCUGGCCUGGCCACAAAAGUAUUAAGUUACAAGAAUUCUCUAAUAUGAAAACACCACUUCCAUCUACAGAGCUUCCAAAUCCCUUAAAACAGUCAGCCUACAAACAUAGAAAGCCAGGAACACGUUUCAGACAAUAGUUUUGACACAGGAAUUCAGGGCAAAUAAAACAAAAGAAAGCUUAGGAAGGCUAUUCACUUGCCAGGAGGAAGGGCAACACCAUAAAGAAAAGCCUCCUAUGGCCAGAGAUACACUACAGCUGUUGGCAGCUAACACCACUUGGUGAACCUGAGGGCUUGACAGCACUGGAUUCACUUACAUCUCUAACGCCCACCUCUAACCAAGAGCCUAAACUAACCUUGUACAACGGGAGCUGCAACCAUCCUCUUCUGCUGAUAGGCCGCCAUAAUGCUAUUUGCAGUUGAAUUAGGUCCCAGGACCUGUAAGAAGCAGCAACAGACAUGUUCCAACCUGCACAAAACCAGAUGAGAGUGGAGAUACCUACAGAAAGUUUCUGCUACCAGUCUCCAAAAGUAGAAGCAGCUAGUUGCAGGACAGCUCAGUUUGAAGUGUCAGGAAUAUGGAAUCAAAGCCUAGUAAACUCUCAGAAAAGCUAAACAGAGGCAGAAAGAGAGCUCCUUUGGGACAGCCUCUCAGCAUACAGAAGCAAGACCCUCAUCCCAGCACAUUAAAUAGCAUAAAUCAUCAAGCAUGCUUUAUUAAUAAGGCUGAUGAUAUUUGAAGUUCACUAGAGGGCUCCAGCUACCUAACAUAAGGAAGGUUUUAGUCUGCCCUUAAAUGCCUGCAGAUCAGGGGUUAUGGACAAGAUACCGGGGAGUAUUUUGUGUUCACCUUGAAAACUCAAAACUAUUGAUCAGAGAAAAAGAAAGAAAAAAAAAACCAAAAUUGUACUCAGGAAAGCAACUAGUGCAACCCUCAUGAUUUCCUAAUACCAUAUCAAACUGAAGCCUAGAAGCUUGACAAACCACCUCCUUUCUGCAAUAUAUACUAUAUACUGUACUUGUUCAGACUAAAUUAAAUAUGGUCCUGGUAGUCAUAAAUGAGGUAGUAGCCCUCAGUAGUUCACCUCAUGGCAUCAGGAUGAUUAAUCAUUAUUUCAGUAUAUAAAAGGUACGCUGACACUUCAACCAUUAGUCCCAAGAAAAGAAACAGUAUUCCUAUGUUUUACAAAUUGCUUAAGAUAGGGCUUACAAGAAGAAGUUACCACUAGAACAAGAUGACACAAGCUUUAUGCAGCCUCAUCUUGUCCAGUGCAGCAAUUCAGCCCUAGAGAUGUAAGAAGCUAUGCCUCUUUUUACAUAUCUAGUGUACACUGAUUCAGAAGGUGCAGUGCUCUUUUAAUGUAUUGCACAGAACAUCUUUUUGACCUCUGCAAAAAAGGUCAGAUGUGGAAAGCCAGAGAAAGAUUCUGGAUGUCAAACAUGGUUAAACACUUGGAACUGCAAGGCAGGCACCAUGGUUAUUGCAGACAAGCACGGACCAGGUUGAGAGAGCUCUGCUGCAGCUCUGGACUCCAGAUUUCUGGGAGUGAGAUCUCCAUCAGGUGCAAAACCUCUUCCAGGACUCGCUGCAGUUCCCCAGCUUGCUCAUCGUAACCAAAUAGCACAAGCUGCUUCAGAAGGAUGUGUAUGUCUCCUACAGGAGAGAACAAAAGCCGAUGCAGGGAGGAUUAAGACAGGCAUAC